CAAUACCUCUUGCGCUUUCUUCUUCUUCCUCUCUCUCUCUACUUAGUGUUCAGUGUUCACGAUUCACGAACACAGAGUCAGAGGUCGUCUCUCGUGGGGAAAGAUUGGUUGGCUCCUCCAAAUGUUAGUAAAGACUCAGACAACGAGAAGCAAAUGAGUUUUGAUGAGUCAUUGAGAGAGAGAGAAAACUCAGAAACCGCCAUUAAACAACUCUGCAUUUCUGAAAUAUAGAUUUUUUUUUGACCUCAACCGCACAUGGGUUCUUCUCUUCUUGGGGUCUGGUCUCCCCCCUCAUUUGUUAUUCCCUUCUUGCUUCACAUGCUUCCUCUCUCUUUCUUUCUCAUGUACUCUUUUUCUUUGUUUCUCUUGCCAUGAAGUCUUCUCUGUCUGGCUUUGAUUGAUUAAUCCCAGAGGUUUCUGUUGCGGCAUUGUGCGUGAGAGAGAGAGAGAGAUAGAUAUUGGAUUAUCUGAACCUGAAUGUCUUUGAGACAUACAUGGCUGAGAGCAGAGGAGUCAGCUUUCUGGUUUCGUUGACUGUUUUGGAUCUGGAGGUCAGCUUUAACUCGUUCAGCUUCUGCAAUUGGUUUCUGGAUACUUCAAUUUUUCCCCUUUAUUUUUAGAAUUUUAUUAGUUGAUGGAUUUGAUUCAAUUUUAGCAAUGUUUGGUUGAAGAGAUCUUUCUCUCCUGCUGUUAGAGUUAAAGCAGUGAAAAGGACUCUGGCAAAAAUUCUCGUCUUUCUUUCUUCUAUAAGGGUCUUCGUAUCGACGACUCUGGUGUAAAUGACAUGUUAGAAAAGAGUGAAGCUGAACAGACCAUAGAUGGCAAUGCUGCAAUCAUGUGUUCUGUAGCUUUAUGGAGCUCAAGUUUACAUUGUAGAUUCAAGCAUUGGAUGUGAUAUUUGAGUUCUUUCAUGGAGGGCGAGAUGGGGACUGAUUAUCCUGAUGACAUGGACAUGGACAUGGACAUGGACAUGGAAGUAGAAGUCCUUUCUUCAAUGUGGCCUGAAGAUCUUGGAAGUAAAGUUGGAAAGCAGUUCAAUAUGGAAAAGCCUGGAGGAGAUCUGUUGGAGGAGGUUAACUUAAAAGAGGAUCCGUCUAUAGUUGAUUUCCAGCGCCUCCUGGAGUUAACCAAUUAUAGUGAGAAAGGUUCCAAUCAGUUGUCAUAUCUGGUAAAGCACUGGGAGUAUAAGCAAGCUAAUGCCGUCCGUCUUCUCUAUGAAGAGAUGGACAACCUAAGCAAACAGAGGCAGGAAGUGGAGCUCAAGGAAUUGGAAAUUCUUGAGGAGCUUCGAUAUGGGGAAGAGAAGUUCACUGGUGACAAGCGUUCAAUUUCCAUUAUGGAUAAAGUUUAUGAUAUAUGGGAAGAUUUGCCUAGGAGAAAAAAUGAUGUUGUUGUUCAAAAUAAAAGCCUUGAAAUAGAUGCCAAGUAUGACACUUGUAAUUACUGGAAACAGCGGGCCUUGCAACUAGAGAAACUGUUGGAGGCAAGUAUCCAGAGGGAGAAGACACUCAUGGAGAAGUUGCAGGAGAACGUAAAAAAUAUUGAAAAGCAAUCCUCACCCGUGGAAGAAUUGUCUCAGAUUUUGAAAAGAGCUGAUAAUUUCUUACAUUUUAUUCUCCAGACUGCACCAAUUGUCAUUGGCCACCAGGACAAAGACAUGCGGUAUCGGUUCAUUUAUAACCAUUUUCCAAGUUUACACGAGGAGGACAUCAUUGGGAAAACGGAUAUGGAGAUAUUUUCUGGUGCUGGUGUAAAGGAAGCUCAAGACUUCAAGAGAGAAGUCUUGGAAAGUGGAAUACCUAUAAAGCGGGAAUAUACAUUUGACACAGAAUUAUUUGGUACAAAGACAUUUUUGAUGUAUGUGGAACCUGUAUUUAGCAAGGCAGGAGAAACAAUUGGUGUGAAUUAUAUGGGAAUGGAUAUUACUGACCAGGUAGUAAAAAGAGAAAAAAUGUCACAAAUUCGAGAAGAGCUAGCUGUUCAAAAGGCGAAGGAAACAGAACUGAAUAAAACAAUCCAUAUUACAGAGGAAACAAUGAGAGCAAAGCAAAUGCUUGCAACAAUGUCUCAUGAGAUAAGAUCUCCCCUCUCUGGGGUUGUUAGCAUGGCUGAGAUUCUUGCCAACACAAAGCUAGAUCACGAGCAACGGCAGUUACUGGAUGUCAUGAUGUCAUCUGGGGAUUUGGUCCUGCAACUUAUUAAUGACAUACUUGACCUUUCCAAGGUUGAAUCAGGUGCAAUGAAGUUAGAAGCUACAAAAUUCCGGCCAAGAGAGGUGGUAAAACAUGUACUCCAGACUGCAGCCGCUUCAUUGCAAAAGAUGUUGACUUUGGAAGGCCAUGUAGCAGAUGAUGUUCCUGUGGAAGUAAUUGGUGAUGUUCUGAGGAUUCGGCAAAUUCUCACUAAUUUGAUCAGCAAUGCGAUCAAGUUCACCCAUGAAGGGAAGGUUGGAAUAAAUCUAUAUGUUGUACCAGACCCAUGUUCUAGCCAUGGAGAAGGAAACCAGCAACAGCUCCUAGCAGAUCAGUCUGCAGUUUCAGAAAAUAGACUAAAAGAAGAGGACCCUUCUUCACCAUCUCAAAGCAUCUGCAAUGAGAAAAGUUCAUCCUGUCAGACACACAUGGAAGGUCUAGACCAAAAUGGUACAUGCACUGGUGGACCUAAAACUAUGUUGAAGUCUGUCCCCACGGAUGGGGUAGUACAGAUUCAACCUCACGUUCAUGAGACAACAGUUUGGAUACGCUGUGAUGUGCAUGACACAGGGAUUGGAAUACCAGAAAAGGCAUUACCUACUCUAUUCAAAAAAUACAUGCAAGUAGGUGCAGAUCAUGCACGAAAGUAUGGAGGAACUGGACUUGGACUUGCAAUUUGCAAACAACUGGUGGAACUGAUGGGGGGCCAACUUACUGUCACCAGCCGGGAGCAUUGUGGCUCUACAUUUACAUUUGUACUACCUUACAAGGUUUCAUUGAAGAAGGAGCAUCUCGGUGAUGUUGAUGAAAAGCCAGAUAUUGAUGAUCAUGAAGUUGUUUCUGAUGGGAACAAUAAUGAGGCAAAUUCUGGCUUUUUUCUCUUUCAAUCACGCACACUGGGCUCUCUAUUCUCAUCUACUGGUUCCGAAAGAACACAAAAACGUCCACCACACAAAAUUGGGUACAGUCCCCUAAAUAAGCUUAAUUGCUUGUCCGAGGAUUCCUUCUUGUUCCCUUCUAACAAUGACAGAUCAAGAAACACACCUUCACUUGAUGAUGCCCAUUUGAUGGCUGAUGCUACAGAGACAGUCCCUAGUCCUGAAAGUUCUUCAUGGCAGCACCAGGAUCCUGAUAACGGAAAAACAGCUACUUCAGGAAAAAAAUGUCAAGCUUAUGCGAAUGGCAAGUUUCAGAGUUCUGGAAUGGAUUCCCCACGUUUCUCUAAGACAUUCAAAGAAGUGAGUGAAAUUGGAGCAGCAAGCAAGUUCAAAGAUACAUGUCGGAGGCAGGAGCUUGAGAAAUCUGACAGAAGCUUCCAGAGUAUGUGCAGCAGUAGUGAACGACCACCCAGAUCCAAAAUGAAACCCAAAAUUCUUCUUGUGGAAGAUAACAAGAUUAAUGUGAUGGUCACACAGUCAAUGAUGAAGCAGUUAGGUCGUAGUAUAGAUGUUGUGAAUAAUGGAGUAGAAGCCGUUCGUGCAGUUCAGUGUCACAGAUAUGAUCUCAUUUUGAUGGAUGUCUGCAUGCCAGUAAUGGAUGGCCUUCAAGCCACAAGGUUGAUUCGCUCAUUUGAGGAAACUGGCAAUUGGGAUGCUGCUGCAGAGGCGGGGAUUGAGAAACCUGUUCCUUCUUCUGAUUCAUUGUUAAAUGGAUCAGGUGUGAUGUCAUCUCCAUGCCGGGUCCCCAUAAUUGCGAUGACAGCAAAUGCAAUGGCAGAGAGCUCAGAUGAAUGCCUUGCAAAUGGCAUGGACUCGUUCAUAUCCAAGCCUGUCACCUUUCAAAAGUUGAAAGAAUGUCUUCAACAAUUUUUACCUUAUUAAAUCUUGUAAAUGUAAAGCAUGUGUACAAAAUGAAUGUAAUCUAGGAAAGUUUUGUAAUCAGUGUAUCACUGCCUUCUUCCAUCCAAUUAGUAUCUCUUAAAACUGUCUCAAUCAUUAAUUCAUUCUCUCUUCUUUUUUAUA
Telopea speciosissima is the source of this 4153-nucleotide messenger RNA. Its product is annotated as histidine kinase 5-like. Gene Ontology annotation, molecular function: phosphorelay sensor kinase activity; histidine phosphotransfer kinase activity. NCBI's taxonomy places the organism in Eukaryota, Viridiplantae, Streptophyta, Magnoliopsida, Proteales, Proteaceae. Gene Ontology annotation, biological process: protein autophosphorylation; phosphorelay signal transduction system. Bases 911 to 4012 code for a protein of 1033 amino acids. The record is from RefSeq and is a predicted model, not a curated record. The transcript has 13 exons.